This is a messenger RNA of Cotesia glomerata, 512 nucleotides long. Its product is annotated as small integral membrane protein 4. Lineage: Eukaryota; Metazoa; Arthropoda; Insecta; Hymenoptera; Braconidae. The transcript has a single exon. Bases 106 to 354 code for a protein of 82 amino acids. The record is from RefSeq and is a predicted model, not a curated record.
GCGCGGCGCACAAGAUAGUUGAGCAGCAAUCCAUGCAGUGUAAAAAAUGGAAUUGAUAAGUUUUUAUUACUAAAAUAGUACCGAUAAUAUAAUAGAAAUAAAUAAAUGUAUUUUUACAGUAAAACAAUCAGAAAGUUUUUAAAAAAGUGGCCGGGUGAAAAAUAUUUUGGAGUUUAUCGUUUUCUCCCAUUAUUUUUUUUUGCCGGUGCUGGAUUGGAGUAUGUUAUGAUAAACUGGCGAGUUGGAGAGGUUAACUUUUAUAAUACUUACAAACGAACACAAGUUCAAGAAAUAGCUGAUAGAAGAAUGUUAGAAGAUCAAUCAUUAAAAAAUCAAGACAAUUUAAAAAACUAAAGUUAGAUUUAAUUGUUAUUAUCAAUCAGAGUAUAUUGAUCAUGCCAGCAGGACUAAGUACAGGGGCUUACAUACGAUUUUGCAUUGUUGCAACUCUAACUGCAUUUGCAGGGUCACAAGUUGUUCACAUGCAGUACCGACCCUUGGAUGAUUUAGAA